Molecule: messenger RNA, 957 nt
Organism: Debaryomyces hansenii CBS767
Lineage: Eukaryota; Fungi; Ascomycota; Pichiomycetes; Serinales; Debaryomycetaceae
Exons: 1
Coding region: 1-957 (318 amino acids)
Biological process (GO): transmembrane transport
Source: RefSeq, a predicted model, not a curated record
AUGUCAGAAUUCGAUAUACGAAGAGACAUGCCAUAUGACAUCAAACAGUUUUUAAAGCAAGAAUCUAACGCGUCUUUGAUGGCUGGAGGAAUUGCUGGUGCAGUUUCACGGACUGUGGUGUCACCAUUCGAAAGAGCUAAGAUCCUAUUGCAACUCCAAGGCCCCGGAUUUAAGUCAUACAACGGCAUGUUCCCCACGAUCUUCAAAAUGUACGCCGAAGAAGGCUGGAGAGGACUUUUCAGAGGUAACCUCUUGAACUGCAUUCGUAUCGUCCCUUACAGUGCUGUCCAGUACGCCGUGUUUGAAAAAUGCAAGGCCAUCAUGAUGGCCAACAAGGACGGUUCGUCUGAGCUCCAGGUGCACGAACGAUUGAUUGCCGGGUCGAUUGGUGGUAUUGCAUCGGUGGCUGCUACGUACCCUCUAGACCUCGUGCGGGCCAGAAUAACCGUGCAGACGGCAUCGUUGGCCAAACUAGCGAAGGGACGCUUGGUGAAGCCCCCAUCGGUGGUAGAAACGUUGGUCGAAGUCUACAAGCACGAGGGUGGCCUCCGCGCCCUCUACAAGGGCAUAGUACCCACCACCAUGGGAGUAGCCCCCUACGUGGCCAUCAACUUCACCCUAUACGAAAAAAUGAGGGACUACAUGGACAACUCGCCCGCAGACUAUUCAAAUCCCCUCUGGAAGCUCUCGGCCGGGGCAUUCUCCAGUUUCGUGGGUGGUGUCCUCAUCUACCCCUUGGAUUUGCUCCGUAAGCGCUACCAAGUCGCCAGCAUGGCCGGUGGUGAAUUGGGCUUCCAAUAUUCCUCCGUCGCCCGUGCAUUGAUCUCCAUUUUCACCACUGAAGGCUUCUUUGGGGCCUACAAAGGUCUCACUGCAAAUCUCUACAAAAUCGUGCCUUCUAUGGCUGUGAGCUGGCUCUGCUACGAUAAUAUCAAGGAAGAAAUUGCUAAAUGGUAG